This is a messenger RNA of Cyanistes caeruleus (blue tit), 1770 nucleotides long. The record is from RefSeq and is a predicted model, not a curated record. Lineage: Eukaryota; Metazoa; Chordata; Aves; Passeriformes; Paridae.
CGGGCGCACACCCUGCUGCGGCUGAAGACGGCCUGCACCAGCCUGAGCACCGACAGCCUCAACAGCGGCAGCACCAGCGACGGCUACUGCACCAAGGAGCACAUGAAGCCCUGCCCCAGGGCUGCCUUCCUGGACUAUCGUGACGAGCUGCAGCGCUACCAGAAGCGGCCCAGCCGGCUCGACCUCAAGAGCAUCCUGGGCAAACCGGAGCGGGCCGAGCCCCCCGCGCGGGACCCGGCCGAGCAGGACAAACCCGAGCAGCGGGACCUGCCCGAACGGGCCAAGAAGGUGGUGACUUUCCCCAGCCCCAAGGUGCCGGAGAAGGAGAUGGAGUGGACGAAGGAGGUGGGCACCAAGCCCCCCACCGACCCUCAUGUUCGCACCAUCAAGCUCUCUCCGUCCUACCAGCAUGUGCCCAUGCUUGAGACCCUGGCCAAGAGCAGCACGGCUGCUGGCCACCAGCCCUCCCUCCUGGGCAGGAAGCAAGCCUGGCUCCCCCCGGCGCUGCUGCAGGCGGCCGAGCCCCUGAGCAAGAUCCCGGAGAAGCUGCCGGCCCAGCCACCGGCCUCGGCGGAGCAGGAGUCGGUGCAGAAGUACUCGGUGGAGGACACCCCAAUCUGCUUCUCCCGGUGCAGCUCCUUGUCCUCCCUCUCCUCGGCAGACAACGUGCUGGAUGGGCAGAGCCACAGCGAGAACGACCUGGACAGCGACUCCUCCCUGGAGAUCCUGGAGAUGGAGGAAGGGGAGGCAGAAGGGGAGGAUGGGAGGCAGGAGAAGGAGAAGGAUCCUGGUCCCACCACACCGGUGGGGAUCUCCCAGCCCAUCACCAUCCCCUUCCCGAAGCGCGACAAGGUUUUCCUGCGGGAGGCCUCGCCCUCGCGCCAGGAGGACCUGACGCCCUCGAGCUCCUCGGAGAAUUACAUCCAGGAGACGCCGCUGGUGAUGAGCCGCUGCAGCUCCGUCAGCUCCCUGGGCAGCUUCGAGAGCCCCUCCAUCGCCAGCUCCAUCCAGAGCGACCCGUGCAGUGAAAUGAUCAGCGGCACCAUCAGCCCCAGCGAGCUGCCCGACAGCCCCGGGCAGACCAUGCCCCCCAGCCGCAGCAAGACUCCCCUCUUCGAGCUGGGCUGCCAGCCGGAGAAGGAGACCAGCCAGUUCAACAUCCAGUGGGAGAACAACGUCAAGAAGUUCAUGGAGAUCACCGACUUCAAGGAACGCUUCCAGCUGCCCCAGGACCUGGACUCCAUGGUCUACUUCACGGUGGAGAAACCCAACGAGAACUUCUCGUGCGCCUCCAGCCUGAGCGCCCUGCCCCUCCACGAGCACUACGUGCAGAAGGACGUGGAGCUCAAGCUGAUUCCCACCUUCCCGGAGAAGAACAGCCUGAACUUCGCGGCUCACGAGAAGCGGGAGGAGCGGCGGGAGGAGCGGUACCUGGAGGGCCGGCGAAGGGCCGAGCACCCCGAGCCCCCCGAUGACGAUGACAUCGAGAUCCUCAAGGAGUGCAUCAGCUCGGCCAUGCCCUCCCGCUUCCGCAAGGUCAAGACCUCGCUGCUGUCCGGCCAGGUGCUGCACCCGCAGACCAAGAAGCCGCUGCACGUCCCCGUGUACAUGCUGGUGCCGGCCCACGCCCACCCCGGCGUCCCCAAACACCUGCGAGCCACCGCCCGCGACCUCUUCAAAGACGACGACUCCUUCACCGACUCGGCCGACGGGACCCCCGUCAACUUCUCCAGCGCCGCCUCGCUGAGCGACGAGACCCUGCGGUACCCG